ACAAAGAAAACCGUGUUUGGUGUACCUUUUUCUCUUACUAUCCAUCCAGAGCAAUAAAAGUGAGGAGAGUAAAACAAUGUUGUUUUGAAAUGGGGAGAGAGAGAGAGAGGGAGAGAGAGAUGUAUUUGUGCUAAUGUGUGGGGAUUGAUAAAAGAAAAAAGAAAACUUGAUUGUGUUUGUUUGUUUAGCUUUAUCUGCCGACAGAAAACGAGGCCAUAAAGGGUGAGUUUUGAGGGACAACUUAAGGCAAGGCAAGUAUAUAUUUUGCUUUCUGGCCAUGGAUUUCUGCCGGAAUGUGUCAGUUGCCGGUGAACAUCAGCAAGAGCAGGUCAUUUCCCCUCCUUGUUCCAAGCUUUCAGGCUUGUCUACUGCAGCUACUGGUCUUGACGAUCUCUUCUCUGCUCAGAACACGGAAGCAGAUGUCAGCUUAGAAUGGCUAUCAAUAUUUGUGGAAGACUGUUUAUCCUGCAAAGGGAACUGCCUCCCACCACCCACAAAUAUUGAAACAACAAGUACAACUCCAAAAUCCUCAAAAGCUUUGCCUUUGCCUUUGCAUUUGCAGAAGAAAUCCCAACAAAAUCCAACUUCAUCUUCAUCUUCACUUCAAAACUUUGCAGUACCAGGUAAGGCCAGGAGCAAAAGGAAAAGGGCAAUUAUGCCCAAAAACAGGACCAACCCAUUAACCAGCUGGUCUAAUAACCUGAUUCUACAAGGCCAAACCCUCCAAAUCCCAAGCUCUGACCCUCCCCUCCUCAAACAGGCUUAUUGGUUGGCUGACAGUGAGCUUUUUGUACCUAAAAAGGAUGAAAACAGCACUUUGAGAAGUGAUGAACAUGAGGAAACUGGGGAAGAUGAAGCAGAUGAAGAUCAGAAAAGGAUAAUGGUGAGCAAGGAGAACUUGGAGGGUAACAAUGGGCAGCAGCCAAUGCCAAGGAGAUGCACCCAUUGCUUAGCACAAAGGACCCCACAGUGGAGGGCUGGACCAUUGGGUCCAAAGACAUUAUGCAAUGCAUGUGGGGUGAGGUAUAAAUCAGGCAGGUUGUUGCCAGAGUAUAGGCCUGCCAAGAGCCCUACUUUUGUGAGCUAUUUGCAUUCCAAUUCCCACAAGAAAGUUAUGGAGAUGAGAAUGUCUCUUCUCUCUUCUAUUCCUAGUGGAGAGUAGUCAUUUCUAUUUCUCGAUUGUUUUAAGUUUAAUCACACUCUAGAUAGCAAAAUUUUUAGAAGAAAUUCGAAACUAGUUAUGUAUGGCAUACUACCACUACUACAACUACUACUACUAACCCCCUUAUUUGUUUUA
This is a messenger RNA of Ziziphus jujuba (common jujube), 1297 nucleotides long. RefSeq names its product GATA transcription factor 9. Gene Ontology annotation, biological process: regulation of DNA-templated transcription. Lineage: Eukaryota; Viridiplantae; Streptophyta; Magnoliopsida; Rosales; Rhamnaceae. The transcript has 3 exons. Bases 278 to 1162 code for a protein of 294 amino acids. Gene Ontology annotation, molecular function: zinc ion binding; sequence-specific DNA binding. The record is from RefSeq and is a predicted model, not a curated record.